Haemorhous mexicanus (house finch) is the source of this 4637-nucleotide messenger RNA. RefSeq names its product mas-related G-protein coupled receptor member A1-like. Gene Ontology annotation, biological process: G protein-coupled receptor signaling pathway. Gene Ontology annotation, molecular function: G protein-coupled receptor activity. The transcript has 3 exons. The record is from RefSeq and is a predicted model, not a curated record. Gene Ontology annotation, cellular component: membrane. NCBI's taxonomy places the organism in Eukaryota, Metazoa, Chordata, Aves, Passeriformes, Fringillidae. Bases 1345 to 2325 code for a protein of 326 amino acids.
GGAAUGUUUUCCUUCCUCCCUACCCCACCUUCCUCUCCUCCAGCAGCUGCUCUGUUCCUCCCACCCUCUCCCAGUGACUGCAGUGCCCUUCCCAGCUCCUCUCUCUCCUCCUGUGCAUCCCGUCUGUAUCCUAAUACUGAAAAGGGCCAGAACAAACGUUUUAACACAAUGCAAAACAUGAGGAAGCAGGAAUUCUUUACCUGCACAGGACACAGAUGGAUCUCUUCUUGUAUUGCUCAUAUGGGAGCUGCUGAGAACCUGCAUGGUCCAUCCCUGGAUUCUCCAAGCACUGACUGCCCAUCCACUCUGACCACAGCCAGGGGACACAUCCCACUGCCUGCCCAGCAUCCAUCCAUGGAGCAGCCGCUUUAGGACAUGGAUCCCAAAGGAGCAAGAGGUACCUGGAAGCGCCGCUGAUCUGCACAGACCCCUUUGCCUGCUGCUGCCCCACAGGGAACAGGUCAGUGGAAUGUUUUCCUUCCUCCCUCCCCCACCUUCCUCUCCUCCAGCAGUUGCUCUGUUCCUGCCACCCUCUCCCAGUGACUACAAUGCCCUCCCCAGCUCCCCCCUCCUCUGCCCUGUGCAUCCCGUCUGUAUCCUGACACUGAAUCGCGUGAAAAAAAACUUUCUAACACAAUGGGAACAUUAGGAAGCAGGAAUUUUUUACCUGCACAGCACACACAGAAGAAUUUCUCUUUAAUAUGUGUGUAGUGAGACUUUACAGCAGGGGUUUUAUCCAUUAAAACCACACAUAGACAUUUAAAAGUCUUUCUUAUCUGCUACAUAAGCACCACUAUCCCAGAACUUAUUUCCAUGCAUCCCCGUCCUCUUGGGAAUUCUUUUGAUGCUCCUGGAAGAUCAUUCAGAGGGGUCUCUGGUGGUUGUAUUCACUGAGUGCUGAGAUAUUAAAGGUGACCUUGCCUUGAACUUUUCCUUUGGCCAUGUGCUCUUGCUUCUUGUUAUGGAACUUGCCCCAAAAAUACUGCAGACCUCCUUAUCUGUUUCUGCACUGGCUCCAGCCACAUUUAUCACCCUAUGUCCACAUCUUUACAUCCUUUAAUCUUUUUGGCCGCUUAGGGGCCACUUAUCUUUGAGCAACUCCAGGGGAGUUGAAAAUGUUUAUCCUCUCUUAUCAAUCCCCUGCACACCAGCCCAAACCUCCCACCCCACCAUUUCCAUCGCCCUUCUCCCCUGCACAUCUCAGUCCUCCCCACUGAGUCCUUCCCACUGCAGGGAGCUGCUGAGGAGCCGCAUGGUCCAUCCCUGGAUUCUCCAAGCACUGACUCCUCAUCCUCUCUGACCACAGCCUGGGGCCACAUCCCACUGCCUGCCCAGCAUCCAUCCAUGGAGGUGAGCACCAUGUCUCGUCUUUUCACCUCAUUGCCAAAUGGAACCAGUCAGUGUGAGGUCAAUAUCUCCAACAUGGCCAUAGAUUUUGUGAUGCUGCUUGUCAGUCUCUGUGGGCUGGCUGGGAAUGGAGUUGCCCUCUGGCUCCUGCACGUUAAUGCCAUCACCCACUUCAUCUCCAAACAGGCCAUCAUCGACUUCCUCUUCCUAAUCUUCAUGUUGCCCUCCACCCUGCUCUUCCUUGUGGAGGAAGUGUCCUGCUCUGCUAUAAUGCCCCUGAUGUAUCUGAGCUUGCUUUUCCAGCUGUCACUAUUCACCUACAGUAUAGGUCUGUACCGGCUGAUGUUUAUCAGCAUUCAGAGGUGCAGAUCCAUACUAUGCCUGCUAUUCUGUGGUUGCCAACUGCCCGAGCACUUGUUGUGGGUCUUGAUGACUGGCCUGUUCUGGGUCCUCCUCUUCGUUUUCAUCGCUGUCAAUCCCACAGUGACUUUCCUGUGCCAGUCACACGAGCAGGAGCAAUGCCAGGUGGCUCUCACCUCCAUGUACGCCCUCAACCUCUUCCUAUUUGCUGCACCCAUGGUCAUUUCCAGCACAAUCCUCUUCAUUCAUCUCAAGCCUGGCUCCCAGCAGCAGCAGCAGCACAAGAGUCUUGACAUUGUUAUCUUCCUCGUUGCACUCUUCAGUCUGCCCUUCAGUCUCUGGAAUUUACUGCAGCAGCUUGGCUACACGGUUGUGUCUUCCCAGGCGGUUUUACUUCUUGCCUGCAUCAACAGCAGCAUCAAACCCUUCAUCUGCUUCUUGGUGGGGAGCUGGAAGAGAGAUUGCUCCAUGGGGAGCUGCUGGAGACAGUGCUCCAUGGAGAGCUGCAGGAAGCACUCCUCCAUGCAGUCCCUAAGGAAGGCAAUCCACAGGGUGUUUGAGGAGCCAGAAGAAAACACUGCCAGUGGAAAUGAUCCCUCUGUGGACACGGGGGUCUGAGCCUGCUGAUCCCGUCCACUGCUCUGCUGAGGGAUCCCGGGACAGUGGCUAAGAGAUUCCUUGUGUCUCCUGAUCAAUAAAUCCCCACAGGGUCACCCUCCCUGUGCUGGUGCAUCCCCAGCCCCUUUCCAGCCCGCUCUGGGCUCUGAUCCGUGCUUGGGAGGCCUCAGCCUUGAGGAGCAGCCCCUGGGCUCAGCUCCUCUGGCGCUGAUCAGAAACACCCUCUGCUCCCAGGAGCUGCUGCUGUCCAACCACCUCCUGGGGUUUUAUCCACAGCCUUGGAAAUUACUGUGCUCCCCUGAAUGCCACAGCAUCCCUGCUCUCCCACUGUCACGGGAGCUGCCGGCCCCAAGUGUGGCCAGGGUGAAACAUGGCUGAGAGUGACGCCCAUCCCUUGGGGCCCUGGGAGCAGCGGCCCAAAAGGAGACCCUUGGAGCUCUCCUGGCCCAGCAGCGCUGAGCAGAAGCUCCCUGGCACUGGGGCCUCUCCGGGCUGGGAUCUCUCCGUCUGCUGCCCUCGGCUGAUCCCCGAACGCCGACGGCUCCUGGGCCCAUCCCCCCAGGGCUCGAGGCCCAGCCCUUGGCACAGGGAGGAGAUGCCAAGGGAUCCACAGGGAGCGUUGCACUGCCUGCCAGGGGAAUUUCUCACUGGUACCUUGCACUGACUCUGUCUGUCUGUCUGUCUGUGUGCACACACGUCUGCAUCUGCCAUGGCAAAUGUGGCAGAGAUGCUGCUCUCUCUCCGAGACAUCUGAGUAACACAGGACUGUAGGUAUCAGCCAUAAAUAAGGUUAAAUGCUGCUAAGUGAUAUUCUUCUGCUGAAUUGCAAAGUUUAAGGUAUAACUGAAUUACACUUAAGUUUGAGCACUGAAAAGAUUUUAGGCCAUUUUCCUUUUCAUCCUUACCCCUGCUGUCAUUUUGUCACCUGCGCUUGCACUCACACACAACCACGCACACAGGGACAGCACUUUGGUGUGCUGGUGCUUAAUAUUAAACCUGGUUUAAUCUGAUUUCCUUGCUGGUGGUUUUGUGCCUUCAGGAAUUCUUCCUCUGCCCUGGCUUUGGCCUCUCCCUCAGCAGGCUGGGAUGGUGCAGCUGCAAGGGCAGGGGGAGUCCGUGCUCCUCAGCACAGCCACCCCCUUCCAGGAGCAGGGUGACACCUGUGUUUGUCACCGUUGUCUCCACGGGGCAUCAACCCCCUGCCUGAGGCUUCUCUGAGGUCUCUGAGCUGGGGGUGUUCAGCCUGGAGAAGGGAAGGCUCUCAGGGAGAUCUUAGAGCCCCUUCCAGGGCCUAAAGAGCCUCCAAGAACUGGAGAGGCUUUGGACAAAGGCCUGAAGUGACAGGACAAGGGGAAUGGCUUCCCACUGCCAGAGACCAGGGUUAGGUGGAAUAGUGGGAAAAAAUUCUUCCCUAUGAGGGUGGAGAGGCCGUGGCACAGGUACCCAGAGAUGCUCUGGCCUCCCCAUCCCUGGAGGCGUUCCAGGCCAGGCUGGAUGGGGUUUGAAGCAGCCUGGUCUAGUUGGGGGUGUCCCUGCUUGCAAAGGGGUGAGAUCAGGAAAAAAAAACAAAAGUAUUCCCAAGACUGAGGAGGAGGAGGAGGGUGAGCUCUUAAGCUCUCAUGAAGGGCUGGAAGGGGCACCACAGCACCCCAACAUCUGGUCUCCAUUAGCUUUUAUUGUGUCAUCAAGGGUGCUGUCAGUAAGAAAUGGAGGCUCUGAUGCUGAUAACCUGGCUGCAAGCCUGUCCUGGUUUGGCACUGGCCAAAGGCCAGGCACCCGCAGAAGCCGUUCACUCACCUUCUCCUUCUCUCAGCUGGGCAGAGGAGAGGGAAACAAAAAUUAACAAGGGACUCAUAAGUUGAGAUGAGGACUGGGAGAAAAGACACUCCAACAGUAAAAAAACAGGUUCAAAUUUAAUGGUAUUAAGUAAAUUUAUUAUAAACAGAGACAGAGUCUGAUAAUGAGAAGUAAUAAAAAACUUUAAAAGACCUUUUUUUCCACCAGCCCCUGCCUUCUUCCCAACAACAGCGCAGGGAGACACGGUGAGGGGAUUCUUCACCAGCAUUGCCAGCACUGCCACUUAAACACUGUUUACCUGGAAACAACAUGGGUUAUCCAUUAAACUAAGAUAGAGGGCAUAUUCUGGUAGGAAUUAAAACAAAAAAAAACCACUGAUAUCAUGAUAUAAUCAAUUGGGAGCACUCUGGGGAGUAUCUGUAAAAAAUCUUGGAUAUUAUGGUGUAUAAAAAUGUCUGGAGAUUGUUGUUUCUUUGGACAUGUCUGUAGCAAAUAAAUUUCCAAUAUGUUCACAA